AUGAAUGCCUCCCGCAGCAGAGGGAAGCGAGAUACCUCCCCCCCCCGGCGAGGCACCCUUGAUCUGGUGAGAGAGCUGGCGCGGCUUCGGGAUCGGGAGCCGACGAGGUUCCCGGCAGCUUACCUCGACCUCAAGGAAACGGUGCCGGACCUCGACCACCUCCUCAAGGUCUUUGCGCCGCCUGCCCGCACCCCCAGCUCCGCUUCCCCCUGGCCCGGAAGCGGCUCCUCCUCCUACGCUCAGCUCCGCAGCGGCGCCGCCUCCUCCCGCCGCUCGCCCACCGCAGUCCCGUCCUUCGGCUCCCCUCUUGCAGGAGGCAUGAACGCCGCGGGGCUAGGCGAGUCUCUCCUGGAUGUCUCCGGGAUCUCGGGCAUCGCCGACGACAACAACGACUUCAACUACAACGACUCCGAUUUGUUCCUCGGCGGGGGCGGCGACAGCGGCGGCGGCGGCGGCGGCGGCGGCGGCUACGGAGGAGGCGUUACCGCCAGCGGUGCUAGCACUCACGGCCACCACCAUCGCCUCGACCUAGACACUACCAGCGGCGGCAAUAACGGCAGCGUCCUGGGAGGAGCAACAUCGCCAAGGUGGCAGCAGCCCGGUCCUGGCCGGACAGCGGCGAGUGACGCACCGCUGAUAUCCCGAGCGGCGACUCUCCGCCCGGGCGGCCGGGGCGGAGAGGGCGUGACACCGGGGCGGCCAAGCUCGCCGAUGACCGACUCGUUCUUGCUGCGAAACGGUGGUGGCAAUAGCGGUGAUGGUUCUGACGGCCUGGGUGUCGGUAGAAGCGGGACCUCGGCGAGAAGGGGGGGGGAGUUGGGCGCGUCGGGCGAGUGGGACGCGAAAGCGGGCGAGUCUGAGGAUGACGAGAUCCACCAGCUCAUCGCGGAGGCUCAGCCCCUUUUUGCGGAGGCCGUCGCCGACCAGACGCCGGACGAGCAAGACGUGCGCUGCGUGUGCCUGCACCAACCGGUCCUUCUGCGCGGCAGCCAGGGGCGGUACCUGCAAGUCAGUAAGGAGGAGGAGGAGGUGGAGGGAGACGAAGAAGACUUCGACGAUAACGCCUCCAUAGUCACCGCGGUCACCGCCAUCUCCGGAGAUAAGGUCGGAGGCGGGACCGGAGGUGGCGGGCUCAUCGCCGGGGAGCUCAAGACCCUGUUCCGAGUUAGUGCGGAAGGGACUGGCACGGGCGACCCUUCGGAGGUGGUCCAUUUCGUUUCGGCCUCGCAGAGGGGCGACAGGGCCCGCCUCCGCGGUGCCAUUGAUCAGCUUCCUGGCGUCCUUAUUCAUGGUCAAUCGUUCCCGGCUAUGUCUUCCCCCUUAUCACGGCGAUACCAGGGCCCCGUUGUCUAUGGCCAGUCCGUGUGCAUCAAGUCGGUGCACGGGAAGGGGAAGUACCUGCGGGUUUCCUCAUCGGGGGCGCUGGCGUUUGCUAGGUUCGUGCGAAAAGGGGAGCGGAUCGAGCUGGAGCACACGGAGUACUCGGGCGCGCGGAGCGGGGCCAGGACCUCCCUGAUGAUGCGGCCGGGUGACUACGGAGGCGAGUGGGAGGUGGCGGCGGGGCGACGCGAACAGUACCGUGGGGAGGAGUACGAGUCGUGGGAGGUACUUCCCGCGGGGGUGCCGUACCUUCCCCCCUGGAGACGUAACAGGUCCUACCUAACGCGCGACUUCCUGUUGGCGCGCCCCCCUAAGGCACCUUCGCGGGCGGUGGCGAAGCUCUUCGGCAUCAAGCCGGGGGACAGUGUGGUAAUCGACUACGACCAUCGCCGAGGCGGCGGCGGCGGCGGCGGCGGCGGCGAGCUGCAGCGAUCGAGAGGGGAAGGGGCGGGGCGGGAGCGACAGGGUGAAGGUGGGGUUGCGGAAGCCCUGCCGGAGGCCAUGCAGGAGCAGCUGUUGCUGGACGACCUGCUGUACGCGAUGAUGGGGUUUGCGGGAAGCUACAUUGUGGUCAAGGGCGUCGGCGGCAGCGGGGGGCAAGGCGAGGCAGUCGCUCCUCCAACCUCCCUGUACGAUCUGGAGUUCGCCGUGAACGUUGAUGGAGAUUCGAUCGAUCAGUCGCUGGCCUAUCUCGCCGAGAGGGUUUUGCCUCUCUGCAACAACUACGUCCGGGUGAACCGAUUCGCGUCCGAGCGAGGGCAGUACGAGUUCGGGAAGGUGGCGCACGCCCUUGCCGCGGGGGUGCAGCGGCUGCUCCGCGAGUACCUCGUGCUGGUUGCACAGCUGGAGAGCCAGUUCUUACAGGUAGGUGCCCACCCGGAGGAUGGUUGGGGUUAG
Ectocarpus sp. CCAP 1310/34 is the source of this 2277-nucleotide messenger RNA. NCBI's taxonomy places the organism in Eukaryota, Phaeophyceae, Ectocarpales, Ectocarpaceae. The record is from the annotation of a GenBank genome assembly.